Messenger RNA from Orycteropus afer afer, 3216 nucleotides. NCBI's taxonomy places the organism in Eukaryota, Metazoa, Chordata, Mammalia, Tubulidentata, Orycteropodidae. The record is from RefSeq and is a predicted model, not a curated record.
GUUGAAGUGGCCGGGGCCGGAGGCCUGAGGAGAUCCGGAAGUGGCCUGAAGGCAGCGAAGCAGAGAGCAAACCUGAGGGUAUUUGGAAAUUGGAAGACUUGGUGGUGUACGAGGAUCAAGAUCUGGAUCCUGUCUCAGAGAGUGGGAGAAGUGUCCGGGAUGUGGGAUCAGAGGCUGAUAAGGUUGGCCUUGCUGCAGCAUCUUCGGGCUGUCUAUGGCAUUAAGAUUAAGGGUGGCCGUGGGCAGUGCAACCGCAGGAGACAGGAAACAGCAGGCACGGAAGUAAGGGGUAAGGUAUUUGGAGUAACUUUUAAUGUAUUGCCCCAUUCUGUUGUACCUGAAUAUGGACACAUUCCAAGCUUUCUUGUUGAUGCUUGUACGUCUUUAGAAAAACAUGUUCAUACAGAAGGACUUUUUAGAAAAUCAGGAUCUGUUAUCCGUCUAAGAGCACUAAAGGAUAAUCUGGAUCAUGGGGAAAGUUGCCUGUCUUCUGCACUGCCUUGUGAUAUUGCAGGACUUCUUAAGCAGUUUUUUAGGGAGUUGCCAGAGCCUGUUCUCCCAGCAGAUUUGCAUGAAGCAUUUUUCAGAGCUCAACAAUUGAGAACAGAGGAGAAGAAUAAAGCUACGUUGUUGCUCUCCUGUCUUAUGGCUGACCACACAAUUGAUAUAUUAAGAUACUUCUUUAACUUUCUCAGGAAUGUUUCCCUUAGAUCCAGUGAAAAUAAAAUGGAUAGCAGCAAUCUUGCAGUAAUAUUUGCACCAAAUCUUCUUCAGACAAGUGAGGGACAUGAAAAGAUGUCUGCUAACACAGAAAAAAAGCUCCGAUUACAGGCUGCUGUAGUGCAGACUUUUAUUGAUUAUGCAUCAGAUAUUGGACGUGUACCAGAUUUUAUCCUGGAAAAGAUACCAGCUAUGUUGGGUGUUGAUGGUCUGUGUGCUACUCCAUCACUAGAAGGCUUUGAAGAAGGUGAAUAUGAAUCUCCUGGAGAAUGUAAGAGAAAGCGAAGACAGAGUGUAGGAGAUUUUGUUAGUGGAGCACUAAGUAAACUUAAAUCUAACAGAACACCCUGUUUUACACCUCAACAAGAAAGAAUCGCCCAGGUGUCUGUAUCACCAGUGAUUCUUACACCAAGUGCUAAGCGUAAACUGCCGGUAGAUUCUUCUCAUGGUUUCUCAAGUAAGAAAAGGAAGUCCAUCAAGCACAAUUUGAACUUUGAGCUGUUGCCAAGCAGUCUCUUCAGUAGCAUUUCUACACCAGUAUCAGUUCACUUUGAUACAAGCCCAGAAGUAUCAUCUCAGAGUUCACUGUCUCCUAUAGCCAUCAGUGGAAACCAGAUCAGUACAGGUAUCCAAAGGAGAAGUAAAAGAAUUGCAGGCAAGAAAGUUUGCAGGGUAGAAUCAGGAAAAGCAGGCUGCUUCUCUCCUAAAAUCAGUCGUAAAGAAAAAGUGCGAAGAUCUCUUCGUUUGAAAUUUAGUCUGGGGAAAAGUAGCAGAGAUGUAAAUGGAUGUUCUGGUGUCAAUAGAUAUGAAAAUGUUGGUCAACGACUUGCAAAUCAACAAAGUUUAAAAAAUGGGAUUGGGUCUAUAAAAACCGGUCUGCUUUUUAGCCCAGAUAUUGGUGAAAGAUUAACAAAGAAAGGUUCAAAAAAGAUCAGUAAGUCUGAGGAAAACUUAUUAACUCCAGAGCGCCUAGAUGAAACAAAUUACCGGAUGUCUUGGACAGGACCUAGUAAUUCAAGUUUUCAAGAAAUAGAUGUAAAUGAGACAUCGCCGAUAGUAGGAAAUCUUGAGGUGGAAAACUCUUCUUUGGAACAUGAUCUUACCAUUGAGAAGUCAUCUGUAACUUCAUUUGAACUCCCCUCUUCCAAUAAACACAAUAAGCCUAAUAGCAACGUAACUAGAAACUCUCUUAGUGGGGAUGAAAGUAACUUGACCACAGAGACUUUAGUGAAAAUUCAGAAAGCAUUUUCUGAAUCUGGAAGUAAUCUUCAUGAAUUGAUAAAUCACAGGCAAUCAUCAAUAAUUAAUGUGGGGGAAAUAAAAUUAAAUGAAACAUCUUAUGUAGAAUGUAGCCCAGAGAAAAAUCUAUUUGAAACUAAUGAUUUGACUGUGAUAGAAUCAAAGGAAAAGUAUAAAUACCACACUAGUAAAGAUGAAAACAGUUUUUCAGAGAGAGACUUUUUGCUAUAUCAAACUCAAAAAUUGGGCAAAGAAACAACUAUAAAAUGUUAUUCAGCUCAAAUGAAGAUGGAACAUGGAAAAAAUGUUUAUUCAGAUGAUUCAAGCAAGCAAGAAUUCCCCAAUGAUGAGCAAAUAAAGAAGCAGGAGUCCCCAGGAGAUAAACUAAAUACUAAAUUAAAGGAAAAUGAGAAAGUGAUUAAAGAAAACUUACUAAAACACACAGCUUCUAGAGCAGAUAUGGCUAAAUCAUCUUCCUUAGAACAUAUUACAUGUAGUAUAACAAACUUACCAAAGCCUAAGCCUGUGAGAAUUGUUAAACAGCAGUCACUGGUGGGAACGUGUGAUAAAACAGUUUCAGAAAGAGUACAAGUGACAGAGCCUGGAAAGGUUUCAGACCACAUACAAUGGUUUAAUAAACUUUCUUUAAAUGAACCAAAUAGAACAAAAGUUAAGUCACCUCUUAAGUUUCAGCGUACCCCUGUUCGUCAGUCUGUCAGGCGAAUUAAUUCUUUGUUGGAGUAUAACAGACAAUCUAUAAGGCAUAAGUCAGUGAGUCAUGGAGAUGCUGCUUCUCCUCUGGUUAAAGCAGUAAGCUGUGAUGGUGCUCUUCCUUGUAUGGAAAAUAUGUCACAGGAUUUCUCUAUUAGAUGUAAGAAAUCAGAUCUUAAAGAACAGAAAUCUGCGUCACAUGAACAGCCAGAUAUCGAUGCAAUUUCAAAAUCAAGCAUGGAGUUAACUUCUAAAUCUUCCUCAAAGAUGAAGAGGUACCAAGACUCGGUGAAUGCUUCUCUUGAGCCUAUUAGAAUUUGUAAACAGGAAGUGGUAUCUUAUGACCAAAUUAAGUUUCCCUUGGAUGACCUGACUAAUUAUGAUAUAUUGAAACCUGUUAUAAAUAACAGUAUAGGUUUUACUCCCGAGAUAAAUAACAGAGUCCUUAGGAAACCUUCUGAAAGAGAACGGGCUUGGUAUAAAGGUUCUCCAAAAAAUCCUAUCGGAAAAGCUCAACUAAUACCAAGUAAACCUGUAGACUUGUAA